CCAGGAAUUUAUUGGGCGAAGAUCGUUUCUUAUUCGAGGCAGGAGUUGUAGCCGUUGCAGGCAAAGGGAAUAUCCCUUGUGUUCAAAUCGAUGUAAAGUGAGGUAAUUGGAUGCUAUAAAUUGUUUUGGAAGGCAAGAAGCAAUCGCUACCAUACCCUUGCUCAUGGAUAUUUUUUACAUGUGAUGUCAAGCUUUCAAAGUUAUAUUGGCAUAGCAAAAACACUUAACAGAGAUAUGGCUGCAGCACAACAACAAAGAAGCAUGUCUGGACAAUUUUCAAUCAUGGAUGAUGAUGAUAAUUGCACAGAAGGUUAUGAUGAAGAUUUUGACCCACCAGCUACUGCUAUCAUGGAAUGUCCCAUUUGCUUGCUGGUGUUAAGAAAGCCUGUACAAACUGCAUGUGGCCAUCGAUUUUGCUACAACUGUAUACUAAAGGUUAUAAGAGAAGGAAGAAAAAAGUGUCCAGUUGACAACGAGGACAUCAGUGAAGAUCAGAUAUACCCCGAUACGUUUGCCAAACGUGAAAUUGGAAACUUAACCGUUAGAUGUCGGAACUUUGGUGAUGGAAAGUGUCAGUGGAAGGGUCGACUGUUAGAACUGACGCCUCAUUUGCGUGACUGUAUGUAUGAGGUGGUUCCCUGUACGAAUGCAUGUGGCCAAAGUUUGCUGAAAGCUAACCUCCAAAAGCACUUAAAAGAAGAAUGUUUAAAAAGAAUUGAGACGUGUACAUAUUGUCAGAAGAAAGUGGUUUUCAAAGACUUUGAUGAACAUGCUGGAUCUUGUCCAGAAUAUCCAGUACAUUGUCCAAACAACUGCUCGGAUGAUACUUAUCCUAGAAAAAAGCUUGACGAACAUUUGAAAUUUGUAUGUGUUCGAGCAGUGGUGCAAUGCCCCUUCAAUGUUUUUGGUUGUAAAUUCGAAGGGGCUCGUGCUGAUGUCAGCCAACAUUUCGAGAAAUCGCUAAUGCUGCAUAUCAGUGAGUUACUUGCUAAUUACACGGCACUCGCUGGCAAAGUGGACAAAGAAAUUGUUCCCGUGAAAUCUCUUCAAAAAGCAUCUGUACCAGAGCUGUCACAGAAAUUGGUGGAAAUUUCAGGAAAGGUAGAUGCUUUGCAGGCUGGGGUGAUAGAUGCCAAAGAAAGAGGAGACCAGGGAAUCCAGCUCGCAGAGUUGUAUUACUCUAAUCAGAACAGUGUUUUCAGUCAACUCAAGGAGAGUGUGAAAACAUUAACUGAGCGUUUUGAUGCACGAGAGUUUACAAUAGCUGAAAUACAAGCAAAAGUUUGGAACGGUAAUUUUAUUUGGAAGAUCAACAAUUUCGAUAAAUUGUUUCAGCAAGCAAAGUCAAAUGAGGUCCCAGCAAUUCACAGUGUUCCAUUUUACACUGGUAUACCAGGAUACAAAAUGUGUCUUCGAAUAAAUCUCAACGGCGUCGACUCGGGGGCAUCAACACACGUUUCAAUGUUCAUCCAUUUGAUGCAAGGGGAGUUUGACUCAAUACUGCAGUGGCCGUUUCCGGGGCAAAUCAAGCUGAUGGCUGUUGACCAGUCAGAAGAAGAACAGGUUCACGUAACUGAAACGCUCCUCUCAAGGCCUAAUUUACAAGCAUUCAUAAGGCCGCGAACACCGAGAAACCAUAAAGGUUACGGGUAUGUUGAGAUGAUUUCUCAUAUCGUACUGCAUAGCCGCGAGUAUAUAAAAAACAAUUCAAUGAUUGUUCAUGUUUCUGUUUCUUUAAAUGACUGAAAGUAUUUUGUGCAAUGUAUUAUGGAAUUCUUCGUUUCAUGUCGUACAUAACAAAUAUGUGGUUCCAUCAGCAUGGAAAUUGGCCCAAGAUUCCCCAAGCUUAGUAUUUCAGAACUAAGGCAAUUUUGUCGUUUUUUAUGUUUCAAUUCUAUUGGUAAAUCUUAGAAGUGAUCACACGAAGUAAGCUUAUUUUUUUGUAAAAACCAGUACCCGUCAACGUCCAAUUGUACACAAUAGCUAUGGAGAUCACAUGAAUCUAUACUGGUCAUGCCAAAUGCACAACGCUAACCCCCCCCCCCCCCUCCCACAGAGGACACGUUUAUCAUGAUUUGAUGGCAUAAUGCUCAUUUUUUGCCAUUUUUAACUUUGAGAUGACGCUAAAUGUGCAACUACUUUCCACACUUCCACUUUGCUUAAUUCAGAGGUUUAAUUUUUCUUGCCCAUUUCAGAUUUCAAGGAAAUUUGUAUAUGUUUAAGGCACUGGAAAAAUUCUGUAAAGAUCCUUUCAAAAAUUUGCUCAAAAGUCUCCUAAAAUUUUCAUAAAAUCUCAAGAAAUCCAGUUGAGCAGUUUGCAGAGCAUUUUGACAAAGUCUUUGGUGCCUAUAAAUUGUUCAGUUUUAGUUGAAUAUAGAUAUUUUUGGUGCACCAUUAAAGAUACCUUGUCUGCGACUUAGGUGUCCCAUUGUCAUGCUCUGCAUUCUGGAGUUGAGCCAGUCAAUAUCCCAGUGUUAUGAAAUUCAGGGUUUGUCAACACAAUCAAUGAACUUUGAGAAAGGCUAAUGAAAUCAAAUGAAACUUUUUUGCUACACUCCAAGGCUGCCUUGUUUUAAUUGUUCUGUUUCCAAAGUGGGUUUUCAACGCUCCAGGGUAUUGGUAGGAGAAAGGAUAAACAUUUUUGACUUUGUAGAUACUGAUUUUGGUUCUGUAAUGAACUUCUGUAAUAAUUAUUUGUAGUUUUCAGACUUAAAUAAUUUUUUGCAUUUUAUUUGAUCAGAUUUAAAUGUUUUAACAAGCUAAACAAUUCUUUAAACCUCCUUCAGGAAUUUUAUGCAUAAGUAUGUUGGCUUCAACAUUAAUUGUGAUUUGCCACCAACUGGUUGGAAAAUUACCCUGGAAAGAGGUUUUUAACUUUAAUGGA
Messenger RNA from Rhopilema esculentum, 2884 nucleotides. Its product is annotated as TNF receptor-associated factor 6. Lineage: Eukaryota; Metazoa; Cnidaria; Scyphozoa; Rhizostomeae; Rhizostomatidae. Gene Ontology annotation, cellular component: plasma membrane signaling receptor complex. Gene Ontology annotation, molecular function: ubiquitin protein ligase activity; zinc ion binding; protein binding. Gene Ontology annotation, biological process: regulation of apoptotic process; lipopolysaccharide-mediated signaling pathway; innate immune response. The record is from RefSeq and is a predicted model, not a curated record.